Striga asiatica is the source of this 1483-nucleotide messenger RNA. The record is from the annotation of a GenBank genome assembly. NCBI's taxonomy places the organism in Eukaryota, Viridiplantae, Streptophyta, Magnoliopsida, Lamiales, Orobanchaceae.
CAAAACUUUAAAUGGUAAAAUAUAAAUGUUACAUGUAUUGGCGAGAUCUCAAGGUUUUGAGUUUAGACUAAUACCCCAAAUAAAUAAAUGAAUAAAUAAAUAAAUAAAUAAUAAUAAUGAUAGUACAUGCUUGACGGCUUGACCUUCUACGAGGUUCCAUUUAUUUGGUGAGAGCUUUUGUUCCUAUAAAUACCGUGGGUGGGUUUGUGGUAAAGCUCAUCCCACAAAACUCAAACCCCAUUCUUGUGUACAUCCUUGAAACCAAAUUUCCUUAUAAAAAAAAAAAAUGGCAGAACAGAAAAGCAAGAUUCUGAUAAUCGGAGGUACGGGGUACAUCGGUAAAUUCAUAGUCGAAGCCAGCGCUAAAUCCGGCCACCCCACCUUCGCCUUAGUCCGCGAAUCCGCAGUCUCCGAUCCCGUCAAGGGCAAAAUCGUCCAGGAAUUCAAGAAUUCUGGCGUCACCAUUGUCACCGGUGAUCUGUACGACCACGACAGCUUGGUGAAGGCGAUCAAGCAAGUCGACGUUGUUAUAUCCACCGUUGGAUCCUUGCAAUUGGCCGAUCAAGACAAGAUUAUUGCUGCUAUUAAGGAGGCUGGAAAUAUUAAGAGGUUUUUCCCGUCGGAAUUCGGUAACGACGUGGAUCGGACUCGGGCUGUUGAGCCCGCUAAAUCCACUUUCGAACUGAAGGCCCAAAUCCGUAGGGCUAUCGAGGCCCAAAACAUUCCGUACACAUAUGUCUCGUCCAAUUACUUCGCGGGCUAUUCACUUCCGUCUCUGCUUCAGGGGAAUUUAACUGCUCCUCCUAGAGACAAAGUUACCAUCUUAGGAGAUGGCAAUACCAAAGGUGUGUUCAAUUACGAGCAAGACAUCGGGACUUACACGAUCAAAGCUGUGGAUGAUCCAAGGACACUGAACAAAAUUCUCUACGUUCGGCCUUCGAAAAACAUAUACUCGUUUAACGAGCUCGUGGCUUUGUGGGAGAAGAAAAUCGGGAAGACUCUCGAAAAAGAAUAUGUUUCCGAAGAACAACUGCUUAAGCAGAUACAGGAAUCACCGAUUCCAUUUAAUAUAAUUCUGGCAAUCAACCACUCGAUUUUCGUGAAGGGAGAUCAAACUUACUUUGAAAUCGAGCCAUCGUUUGGGGUUGAGGCCUCGGAACUUUAUCCGGAUGUUAAGUACAAAACUGUGGAGGAGUAUCUUGAUCAGUUUGUGUGAAAGAAAAUGUGAUCUGUGGGAAGGCUUACCUAUAAUUGGUUUAUCUUUGGUCUUGAGUUUUUUUUUUUUCAAGUGCUUUGUUAUGGCAGAAAUUCUAUGGUGUCUUGUAUUUGUUGUUUAAUAAUGGAAGCAUUUGGUCAAUAAAAAUGGAGAUUGCUUGAGAUUUGAUUGCUUGUGUUGUUUUCAACCGAGCCGAUUUGUCUCAUUUAUCAAUAUUAACAACUCAAAAAUUACAUAAAAGUUUCUACAAAUAUAAUGUUCUUUGUC